GGGGGCGGCAGCGGGGGCGGCCCGCGCUGCUCGGACGUGGCGGACAAGCUGCAGCAGCUGUUCGGCUGGCGGCAGACGUACAAGGUGCACAAGCGCCACCGCGGCCUCUCCCACCGGCAGCAGCUCACCGCCACCAUCAGCGCGCCGGCAAACUCCACGGGCAACGACGCGUGGGUGGUGGUGCACAACCUGCGGUCUCAAGCGGGCGGCGGCAUCCUGGACCCCGACGACCGGCUGCUCGACGUGGCCGACGACCGCGAGCAGAUCGUCGCCAACUUCGAGGAGAGCGGAGGCGGGCCCGGGGGCGGCGGCGGCGGUCCGCCCAUGCUGCUGCCCCACGGCGGCGGCGACGGAGCCAGCGCCGGCGGCAGCUCAGUCGGCACCAGCAGCCCCGACAUCUUCCAGGGAGACGGGCGGUACGCGGCCAUCGAGGUGACGGCGGAGUCGGCCCCGGCGCCGCCUCCGUCGCUGCAGGUGCGCCGCGGCAGCGAGCCGGCGCUCAACCAGCUGGUGGCAUCGGCCGCACCGAUAGGGGGCGCGGGGGCGGCGCAGGGCGACCCGCUGGGGGGCGGCGGGGGCGGCGGCGUGGGAGUGCUGCUGCUCGCGGCCGACGGCGGCUCCAAGCGCUGGUCGGCCACGCCCGCCGUCCCGACGCAGCCCGACGGCGAGGCCCGCGGCGACGCAGCCGACAAGGACGCCGCCUGCCGCGCGCCGGCCAACGGCAGGCUGCGCGCCCCGCCCGCCAGGAAGGAGUCUGUGUCAGCUCGGCGCGCGCUGCAGCUGCCGGGCGACUGGCGGGACGCGGAGGCGUCGGCGAAUCGUUUCGCGCGCGACGGCGGCUCGCGGCUGUCGAUGCAGUUCGGCAGCGACGCGCGCUGGGCGGACGCGGCGGACCGCGUGGCGUCGCGGUCGCUGCCGCGGGACGCGCGCUGCCGGCGCGAGCCUCUGGGGCAGGCCACCGCCGCACCCGCCUCCGCCUCACCGCCCCCGCCGGCGCUCUUCCUGCAGCGGCCGCGAAGGCCGCAGCGCCGUGGCUCCACCUCCGACGAGGACGACGAUCUCGCCCCCGAACAAGUGGAGUAUGUGGUGCUGCACAAUGAAGGUGGCUGUCCUCUUGGGAUCCAUGUGGUGCCAGAUUAUGACUCUCGUGGCCGUGACCGUGGCCUGCUAGUACAAGGUGUCGAGCCAGGAGGUAGAGUUGCACGGGACGGUCGACUGGCUCCAUUCGACCGCAUCGUCGAAAUCAACGGACGAAAUCUCCUCGACCUACCCUUCCAUCGGGUGCAAGAGAUCUUCAAGGACUCUCUUCAGUCACCGGAAUUGAGACUGCGAGUUGUAAAACACCACAGGUCAGCAGAGGCACCAAAGAAGCCCCCAGCACCUGUCUUCCCGAGGUCUCUUACUGACGCUCUCACAGAGAGGGACAGCGUUGCCAUGGUUGAAGGCGAGGAAAGAACGAGCUUAGGUACCAAAGUAGCAACAGUUUCUCCUACAAAAAAGGUAUCCUCCCCUGCAGUGCGUCCACCUGCAGGUUCUAGUCUAAUAGCUGCCAAUACGAGAAAGAUUGGCCGAAAAAUGGAGCUUGAACUCACAAAAGGUCCACAUGGUCUUGGGUUCAGUAUUACAACACGUGAUAAUCCAGCUGGUGGAAAUUGCCCCAUAUACAUAAAAAACAUACUUCCUAAGGGUGCUGCUGUGGAGGAUGGUCGCUUGCGCCCAGGUGACCGCCUACUGGAAGUGAAUGGUGUUGAAAUGACAGGGAAGACGCAGGCAGAGGCAGUGGCUGUACUGCGUGAUGCUGCUCCUGGCAGUAAGGUCCGCAUUGUCGUCUCACGCCAAGAGGAUGCGGCUCCCAGCCCUGCUCUCCCACGUCAGAUUGUGGAGGAGCGAUCAGCAGCAGCAGUGCAAGGGCGGACGCAGACAGGCUCAGGGCGGGACAACGGGGAGUGCGACCUGGUGGUGGCAACAGCAACCCCAGCAGCCACCCAGCAGCCACCAGAGAAAGCGAAUGAUGAUGGCCUCAUUUUCCCGUGGAAGCAUAAAGAGAUACUGACUUUUGAUAUUCCUGUUCAUGAUACAGAGAAGGCUGGCCUUGGUGUGAGUGUGAAGGGCAAGACAACAGCAAGUCAUGGAAACGCUCAUGGACAGUCCGGAUCCACAGACCUAGGCAUCUUUGUAAAGAGUGUGCUACAUGGCGGAGCAGCUUCUCGUGAUGGUAGAUUGCGCACCAAUGAUCAGUUGCUCAACGUUAAUGGAAUAUCUUUGCUCAAUCAGUCAAAUUCUGAUGCCAUGGAGACCCUUAGGCGUGCGAUGGUACAUAUGGAAGGCCCUACCCCUGGUAUAAUAACUUUGACAGUAGCACGAUGUGUAACAUCACAUGGGCCCAACAGUAGUCAACCAUCCCAUUCUGGCCGUGAUUCAGCCAGCAGUUUGUUGACCAGUUCCUCAGGUACAGAGACAUUUGGUGGAAAGAAUGAUGUUGAGGGCUAUAAUCCAGAUAUCUCAGCUGUCAGUGAGAACUCUGAAAACAACACUGUCAUCUUUCUGCCAUACGCCAGUAAAGAUGAAUCCCAUGAUUCUGUGAACAGAAGCAAUAAAUCUUCAGCCAUUGGUGCAAAUGGAAGGCGACUUGGUGCCAUUGAUGGUCUGAGCACACGCCAUCCUGUGAUUGAUAGAUUGACUGGCCAAGUAACUAAUCCUCAUGCACUUAGAAAUGAAAGUUAUUACAGGGCAACUAAUGAGACCUGGAACACAACUAUGUUGCUCAGUGGCACCACAGCUGACAAACUGGUGAGUCCAACUGUCAACCCUCCUGCUGGAGAAAUGGUCAUGAUAGAAGAAGAAUAUGUUCCUCAGCAUAGGAUGGAUGCAGAAAACCACAGGUUAGAAAAGACAUCAAAUGGCAGCCAUAAGUCAGAAGAGACUAAAGACAUCGAACGGAGGCCUGACAGCAAAGGAAAACAAUCUGCUGAACAUGGCAGUGAAGUUCCAGGGGUUGAUGCCACAUACUCGAGCCAAUUAUCAUUAGAGGAAGCUGCAGCUGGAUUUUCAAGAGAUGCUUUUGGUCGACAGAGCAUGUCUGAAAAGAGGCAUGCAACAUUAGAUGCCAAGCACACGGACACCUAUCAACGCAAUAAGAAAUUGAGGGAAGAGAGAGAGCGACAACGACAGAUGCAACAGCAGCAGCAGAACAUGAAUGACCUAAAAAAGACUGACAGAGAUUUAAAACAUGGUGCAGAAGCCAAACAGAAUCGAGAAGUAAACGGUCCCAACUUGCUGCGGGCAAACUCAAUUGAGUCUGUAAUUAGCUUAACUCGUUCUCAGGCUGACUCUGAAAGAUCGGACAUACAAGGUAGAAAAGAGUUUGGUCCAUCUUUAGGUAUGAAAAAGUCGUCAAGUCUAGAAUCCCUACAAACUAUGGUGCAAGAGAUCCAGAUGCAGGAAGACUGUGAUCCAGCUUACACCUAUCGUAAUGCACAGGGGGUUGUGCGUGUGGUAAGGGGCCGUGGGUGUAAUGAAAGCUUCCGCGCAGCAGUGGAUCGCAGUUAUGAGGCACCUCUGGCUGAUGUUCGGGCUCGAGCAUUGGAUAUGGAAACUCUAGAGAAGCAUUACGCAGUGGAAGCUCGAUUGUUCCAAUGCCUAGUUGCUGAGGAGGACGUGUCAGCUGGGCAGGGUCUGGGGGACUCUGAGUGCGGCGUUUCUCGUGGAGGCCCUCGGCAGUCUUCCAUGAAUGCAGUUCUUGAUGGAAAAAUGAAAAUUGGUAACUCUGCAAGUGGUGCUGGACUGAAGAAGAAACCAGGCUUACUCAAGGGCAUUGGCUCCAUGUUCAGAUUUGGGAAGCAUCGGAAAACACUUGAUGCACCUAUACAACUGGGACGUGAAGAUAACAUGUCAAGAGUACCUGAGGUGGCUGGCGGAGAGAGGGAGGCAGCACGUAGAGCAGCCCAGGAGGAACAGCGACGUAUCCAGGAGCAAUACCAGCGACUGGUGCAGCGCCAGCGACAACUUGAGGUUGCCCAAAAGCAACAGCAGCAAUCACAGCAACAAAAUUCUCAACAACAGUUUCAGCACCAAAACAACCACCAACAGCAGCAGCAGCAGCAGCAGCAGCAGCAACCCCCAUCUUUGCACCACAACUCAGAAACAGGAGUUGAUGGACAUCAAAGAGAAGGUUCAAGCUCAUCUUCGUCAGGACCAUCCACCCAGUCACAGUCGCGUACAGAACGCAUUCAUCAACUUCGAGCUCAACAUCAGCGCAAACAUGCUGAGCGACGUGGACAGUAUCCUCUUGAUGAUCGGGAAGAGCGAUACGAAGAAGCAAUACGCCAGCAGCACCUUGACCGGCCAGAGGCGUCACAUGGCCGAUCAGCAAGCUAUGACCUGUAUGGUGAGAUGACACGACCUGGUAGCAGAGUAGGCAUCACAGAUCCGGCAAAGUUUUCUCACUAUGUGAAUUAUGAGGAAAUUCAACAACAUCUCAACAAACGCAAAGAACAGCUCUCUGAGGUUCAGAUAAUGCAAAUGAGACUCCAGGUGCAGCAUCAGAGAUUUAAGGUGGAAGAAGAAAGUCGUAGGCAACAACAUUACCAUUCUCAGCGGCGAGACAGCCGGGAACUGCAUCAGCGACCUGCAUCAAAUUUCUAUGAGUAUGAAAGUGUACAAGCUGUGAUGCGUGCAAAUCAACAGUUGCGUGGAGCAAGUGCUCCUCUUGUGGAUGCAAAUUCCAAUUCUCUCCCACGAGGACGUCGGGAAGGAGAGACACAAGAUGGCAGAGUUAUGGUAAAUGGACCAGCAGUUGGCAGCAACUAUCACCGCAUGUAUCAGCCAGCACCAGCUAAGAGCAUCAAUGUCCACAGAGUUGCAACAGGAGCAAUACACUGGGGAACACAGCACAGUCAUGAUGGCAUGAGAAAUUCUGGGUCAGGAGCUCCUGCAGCACGAGUGCAAGGGCCUUUUGUUACACAGGUUACCAUUGGCCAGCAACAGCAACCGCCAGGAUAUGAAGUCUGAUUGAAGAAUUGUUGUGAUGCAUUUCUGACAAAUAAGUGCUGUUUAGGCAAGGACUGUGUGUGUCAAACUUACUGAAGAUAAUGAUCUGACUAAUCUUACAUUUGUAAUGUAAGUGGUAGUUUUAGCAGUUUAAAACAUUGCCAUGUUUUGAAAGUAAUUGUUAUGGUGUGAGAGACAACUGUUAUAGUUGUCAGUAAAUUGUUUGCUGUAAUAUUGGUGUCAUUUUCUUGAGGUAUGUUUGAUUGGCUUAUGCAAAUCAAAACUCUGCAUUUAAUGGAGGCCAUUUUUUGAGCCACAUUUUCCAGUGGAUAUGAUGGCAUCUACCAUAAGAUUGUCUUGUAUGUCAUGGCAUAGAUAUUGUAUGGAAACUGGAAACGUGGCUGACCUAAUAGUACAAAACUUCAUGUAAUAGGAUUGAAUUUUUAUAUUUUUACAUGCGUAUAAGUAAGUAUUAAUGGGUGAAUACCUGCAUCUCAUUAUAGAACAAAUUGUGGUAGUAUGUAGCACAUCAUACAUAAAUUUUCUCAUUGGUUUCCAAACUAUUUUCACUUUCCAUAAUAGCUAUUGAAUUCUGUUUCUGGUUAUUGUGAGCCUACAGGUACUCCUUCUUUUAUGAUAGCUUAUGCUUCAAAAAGGUUACCAGGCAGAGCUGUGGUUUGGGACGCAUUUAAUGCCCUCUUCAAGUUUUGUAACUGAUUAUACUUGACACAGGUGACCAAAUCACUUAUAGGUUUCAUAGUGGUGAUUGCAAUCAAGGAGAGACAAAGUUCUUAAAAAUUAAGAAAGUGCUUACUGUGCAGGAUGAUGCAAAGAAUCACAUACUUCCAAAUAAUUUAAGUCCAUUGAUAGACCAGAAGUAUCUUAUUCACAUUGGAUAGAUAGUAUUGAAGGGAGAGUGCUCACAGAUAAUUUGUGCUGCAUUUAGAGGUAAAUCUACAUUGUGUAUUAGAUGAAAAAAUUCUAAUUCUGAACUGUGAUAAUGUUAAAUUUAUAAAUCACUGUAAAUAUGUGUAAAAUUUGUGACUUAUAAUUUUAAAAUAACCUUAUGUACCAACACUUUGUAUUUGUUAAGUCUGAAUGAUGCUAUAGUUUGUGGAAAGAUAAUACAGAGAUCAGUGUGCAUACUCUUCUGAAAAUAUUUUUACUAUUGACAUUUUCUUCUUUCUCAUUCACAUUGAAGUUUUGCUACUUCAAUAAGCACAUGCUCAGCAUUUUUAGUGGGAAAUGUAAAUUAUGUAAGCUCUUGAACUGUCUGUCUAUAUUAGUACAGUCUUGAUGGGACUUACCAGAAAGUUGUAUAUACUAUAUUACAUAUGUUAUGUAAUGUACAUAAUGUUUUUGCAUUGUACAUUUAAUGUUGCUAUGUUUAUGUACAUAUUUUUAAACAUGUAUGA
Molecule: messenger RNA, 6404 nt
Organism: Schistocerca nitens (vagrant locust)
Lineage: Eukaryota; Metazoa; Arthropoda; Insecta; Orthoptera; Acrididae
Product: partitioning defective 3 homolog
Exons: 28
Biological process (GO): establishment of centrosome localization; microtubule cytoskeleton organization; cell adhesion
Cellular component (GO): apical plasma membrane; cell cortex; adherens junction
Molecular function (GO): phosphatidylinositol binding; protein binding
Source: RefSeq, a predicted model, not a curated record